Molecule: messenger RNA, 1533 nt
Organism: Exophiala dermatitidis NIH/UT8656
Lineage: Eukaryota; Fungi; Ascomycota; Eurotiomycetes; Chaetothyriales; Herpotrichiellaceae
Exons: 2
Coding region: 1-1533 (510 amino acids)
Biological process (GO): ubiquitin-dependent protein catabolic process
Cellular component (GO): COP9 signalosome
Source: RefSeq, a predicted model, not a curated record
AUGGACAGGGUCGUGGAGGAGAGCGCGGCUCUUGACUCUACUCUACUCAGUCAAGACCCUGAACAAUACGACAAACUUGCCGCGGGACUCUCGUCGAAACUUAAGAGGAUCACACUGGACGACUUGUCUCUGACGCCAGACAUUCUUAAUAACAUCUCACCAGCUACUCAUACCAUAGUCUACCUGCACGCCUUGCUGGUCACCCUCGAAACCUCUCCUGCCGGUGGAAAGAUUCCUGCCCGCCAGUUACCGCCCACAGCGCUCCCCAACGGACCAUUAUGGCAGCACAUCGUGCAAGCACUUCUCGAAUUCGACCCGGUACAAGUGCGAUACUGUGGAGGACUAUUGACGCGGCUGGUGGAUUAUGUUUCCUGGGGCGCCGAACAGACAUCAAACUACGUACCUGCGAUCCAACUGCUACACCAUGUCAUCCUGCGACUCGACAGCACUUCAUCCACGUUGACCUCAACACACCGAUCCUUUAUCCGACUCUGUUUACUUGCGCAGGCCUAUUCGGAAGCCAUUGACAUUCUCGACCGACCAAUCUACCACGUCCCCACGGCGGCUCCAGUCGACCAACGAACCUACAAAUACCUGUGUGUUGAUGGUGCACCAACCUGGACAUACCUGAACCAGACGACUGGUCUGACAUACCCGAUCACAAACCGCAUGUACCUCGAGUAUUAUCUGCUGGGUGGCAUGUGCUAUCUAGCCAUGAGACGAUACAAAGAAGCGCAGUUCUUUUUCGAGACAGUGGUUUCAGCCCCUGUGUUUCAAAACGUAGCGAGCGCAAUCAUGGUCGAAGCCUACAAGAAGUGGAUUUUGGUAGGAUUGUUGUUGAACGGAUCUGCGCCUUCGAUGCCCAAAACCGCCAGCCCAACAGCAAUCAAACAUGUCCGCGCCGUCUCCAAGCCGUACCAAUGUGUCGCCGACGCCUUCAAAUCUGGCAACGCCCAAAAACUACGCGCGGAAAUCGAAGUCGGCACCAACAUCUGGCAAGACGAGGGAAAUUACGGUCUCAUGAUUGAGGUCUAUCAAGCCUUCCGAAAGUUUUCGGUCUCCAGACUCGGACGCAUAUUCGGUGCAUUGCCCAUCGCCGAAGUCGCCAAGAGGACGUCUCCGGAUCCAACAAAUGUGGAUGAAACGCGAGCAUAUCUGCAGGAUCUGGUUGAAAAAGGCGACAUCCAAGCCACGAUUUUACAGAGCAAAGCAGGUGUCCAGAUUUUGCGGUUCUUGUCAUCUAGUCGCACUAGCAGUUCGACUAUUACUAGGACUCAAACCGAGGCAGAAGUUGAGAAAGACCUGAAAGAUCAUACCGAACACCUACAGAGUCUGUUGGGAUAUGUUCAAGACACGGAGCAUCGCAUGGAAGUCAGUCGCGAAUAUAUUGACUACUUGAAGAAACUCAAGAAGAUCAGAGACGAUGACAAGAAGAAUGCCAACGGCAACGGCAAUGGCGGCGGCACUUUAAAAGGUGUGGGCCGCGGCGCGGCAAACGACGACAUUGACGAAGACAUGAUGGAAGAAUAUUAG